Molecule: messenger RNA, 4318 nt
Organism: Aethalodelphis obliquidens (Pacific white-sided dolphin)
Lineage: Eukaryota; Metazoa; Chordata; Mammalia; Artiodactyla; Delphinidae
Gene: ZBED10
Product: Putative protein ZBED10P
Biological process (GO): regulation of transcription by RNA polymerase II
Source: RefSeq, a predicted model, not a curated record
GUCAAGCUCCCGCAGCCCUUCUGGAUGGUGGUCCGGGAGGCGAGCGCCGCACAGGCCGCCUUAAGCCUGGUGCUGCCCCAGCUGUGCUACCUGCACAUCUUCCUGGCGCAGGUUCGGGGGCGCUUUGAGGAGCGGAGCACCGGGGAGAUGGGCGCGGCCGUGCGGCUGGCCGAGGGCCUGGCCCUGCAGCUCUCCACAGACCACCAGCUCCCUGAGCUCUUCCACCGUGAGGAGUUCGUGCUGGCGACCCUGCUGGACCGCUUCAAGGGUAGGAUAGAGGCUGCCCUCCCCGAGGGGGCCGACAUCAACCAUUGGAAGCAAGUUCUCGUGUACGAGGUGAAGGAGCUCGUGGUGUCUGAGUACUCCUGCCGCCCUCCCCUUCCCUGCAGGGCCCCACUGCUGUGCGUGUGGACGCCCCUGAGCCGUGCAGGAGCCAGGAGCCCUGGGGCCGAAGGGAAGGGCCGGGAAGCGCCCGAGCAGAGAAGCGGGACCUCUGGGUCCUUGCUGCUGGGCCAGAGGGAGAGGAGCCUCCUGGAGCAGGUGGAGAGCAGGGGGCUGCUGGUCUCGGAGAGGAGCGGUGCUUCCCUCUCCACGGAGAGCCACCUGGUCAUCAUCAUCCGCAAGAAGUACCUGCGUGAGAAUGAGACAGUGGGUGCCCAGGAGGACCCCCUGCUUACUGGCAGAAGCAGCGGGACGUCCGGCCAGACCUGGCGAGACUGGCCACCAUCUAUCUAUCCUGCGCCCUGACGGGCGCCUUCUCUGCAAGUGUCUUUGCGUCCCUGGGCGGCCCCGCCAUCGUGGAGCAUGACUCCCCUCUCCCAGGGGAGAUGGCUGAGCGUCUUCUCUUCUUGAAGACCAACCUGGAGCAUCUCCCAAGCUACACCCACGCCCUUUAUCUUCCCCAGCAGGGACCUGGCCGAGGCGCGCAGGCCGGUGAGUCUGACCGCAGGGUCCGAUGCCCUGAGAAGCUGCCUGUGGGAAGUCUGCGUAGAUGACGGGAGGGAGCACAGUGUUGCGUCCUAGGACAUUAGACGGGGACAGCCAGGCUCCAAAACUUGUUUGAAAGGAAUGAGGACAGUUUCUCAGUUCUUGACAGAUCGUCAUGUUCGUUUUCGCGGAGAUGUCAUCUUCCAUCUGCCCACUGCUGGAGUCACUGCCGGCAGUACGUGGGUGGGAGGGCGGGCUCUGGUCAUCGGUGACUCUGAGUUGUACCGCGCAGCGUAUGGACCGCGGUGCUCCUUGAAAGUGUCGCUGGGUGAGGGGCCCUACACGCGGCUUGUCCGUGUGUGUCGGGGCGGCAGGCCCUCAAGGUCUGUGUUCUCAGCGGCCAGGCGCUGUGCGGGAUAUCCUCAGCCACCUAGGGCCUGGGGAAGCCGUGGACACUCUUCCUGGAAAGGAAAGAAACCCUAACAUGAUGGAGGGCGGUGCCCACACGCACACCGGUCUUCUUAGGGUCUGUACUUGCCCGUGGAUCCCGGGGUUCCCAAGAGCCCUGGUGGAGGGCACCGCCCAGCUCCCGCGGGCGUGUGAUCGAGGAGAGCUGGGACGCCCAGUCAUCACGUGGCCGUUGUCGCCUGUAGUUUGUUUCCAGACUACUGGAGGCCUUGGGGUUUCUUCUUUCUACAGUGAAAGCAGUCUGAGGAAGCAAGAAAGGGCAAGUAUCCCAGUGACUGAGCGGCCUGAGUUCCUUUAGGGUCGAGUGCAGGACCUGAGGGCAUGGGGCCCAGGCUCUGGUGGGAUCAAUGGGAAAAGAAGGAAGGGUGAGGCCAGAGCGUUUGGGGCGGGGCUCGUCACACCCAGAAGACACAAGUCCAGCUCCGCUGAGGUGCUAGGCCACUGGGAGAGGGACUUUGAGAGGGAAGGGGGGGUGUAGAGGCACUUUGGCCCUGGCUGUGCGGUUGAGCCCGGGAGCCUGUCCCUUCGCUUCCCCUGUGUCACUGUGACUAAUUCACUGUAGGACGUUCGGAAGUUACUGAGAAUGUAAGGAAGCAGGAAAAAUUCACCGUAAUCCUUUCACUCAGCCUCUAUGAAAACUUUGACGUAUUUCCUUUUUUCCUUGAGGUCAUAUCCUCUGUGCUAGUUAGUAUGCUGUAUUUUCAGUUUAACACUGUAACGUGGCAUUUUCUUGAAUAAGGCUUUAUACAGAUCGUGUUUAGUGGUCGGAGCACCACGAUAGGAAGUGAAGUCUCACCUCCACGCUGCUCAGGUCGUGUCUUCUUCCCCAGCUGCUGCAGGGCAUGUCUGCACAGGCUCCCUGUGAGGAGAGGCCGGCGCGCCUGGGGGAGAGGCUGGGACUAGGGCUGCGCUCCCUUAACGUCUGGACUCUGCAUCCAGUGCAUUGGGGUGGUGAGAUCAGGGCCUGGCCCUGGACCUCUCCCUGUGUCCCUGCCUCCCUUCCUUAAAUUGCACGUGGGUCUCAGACUUCAACGAGAAUCACCUGAGAGCAUCUUAAAACUGAGGCGUCCUGUCCAUCCCUCGCAGGUUCGGGUGUAGUAGGUCAGGUGGGGGCAGGGAUGUCAUGUGCCCUAACUAAAGCAGUCCAGGGGGCCGUGUAUUGGUCAGUGCUGCCACCCCUCGAGCUCCUCCUGGGAGAGGCACUGUCCCCUUGCUGUGUGGCCUCCCCUCAGCGGCUCUCCUUGUUCUCGGGGAGGGGAGGCCUGGACCAGCGAGGCACCAGGGUGGGGGGGUGUGAGGAAGACGAGGGCAGUGAAAGGGAGGCGGUGAGAAGCUUGACGGUCCUGAGCUUGGGGGCUUGGGCUCUGGAGAGGUGGCUCUCAACCGGGGGCAGUUUUGUCCCCCAGGGGCCAUUGGGCAACGCCUAGAGAUGUUUUGGUUGUCACAGCUUGUGGGGGGAUUGCCACUGUCCUCCCGCGGGUGGAAGACAGGGACGCACAGAGGAGCCUCCGCAGCAGAGACUUAGCCCGGCCCCAGGUGGCAGCAGGGCCGGGUCCGAGGACCCUGCGCCCGGUUGUGGUCGGGAGGGAAUGGGGCGGAGGAAGGGGCCCCAGUUCACCGAAGCGGCCCGGUGACUGUCCACCUGAGGCUGCUCCGAGCUGAACCAUUUCUUCCCUAGACUUGGCUCUGCCCUGCCCUGGCGACUCACGGCAUCCUCUUCUGGCCCAUUCCCUACAUAGGUAAACUGAGACUCAGAACUGCUGGCUCUGAACAAGGGAAGAUGGGCCUCCCCCCGGAGAUCCGGAGUUACCUGUUUCAGUCAUAGCCUUGUCUUUGUGACCGAGUCCUUUUCACAGACACACGUUGAGCCAGUGCCUCUGUUCGCUCAUUUCCAUAAGAGGACCAGGGUGAUUCUGGUUUUUUAGAGGAACGUUGACGCCGUUGCAUGUGGACGAGCCGUUCUCGCAUUGCGCGGAGCCUGCUGGCCGCUGCUGGCCGCUGCGUUGGCUGGGUUUGCACAGGCGUGUGGGCCCCGGCCUGGUUGAAGUGUGCAGAUUUGAGGUAAAGUGGGGCACAGGAGCGGAGCAGAGGUCAUGGACACGCUGGAGAAUCAGGGUUUGACUGCGGUGCUGUUCAUCUAACUGCAGACAAGGGCGUGGGACCCAGGGCCGAGGGCACAGAGCCAAGUGCUGGCGGGGCACGUGUCUCCUGCCAGAUGGGACCUUGGGGGCACAGGAGGCCUGAUGUCCAGUCCCAGUGCCAUCUUCCCGCACCCCUGUCCUCUUCCGCAGAACGUGGGCACGCGCACACCGUUCUCUGCCCGCCCCCUUGUUCUUUCUCCCCUUUGCGCACCACCUCCAUCCCCAUCGCUGGCGGGGUUCCUCAGGGUACCGCUUCCCCCACAGCCCGUCGCCCGGCGGCGGCGGGGCAUUUGGACACGGGGCUGGUGGCUCUUCCUGGAGGCCUGGCGUGUUGUCCUCCCCACCCCGGCUGCUCAGCGGUCCCCUCCGUUCAGCCUCGAGCAUGUGGGUGUUGGCCCGACUUCAGCCCCUGGCUGUACCCCAGGGCUCCCUGACCGCUUUCACCCCCAGCGUAGUGGCUGGGAGGAUGUGCGCGCCCCUGGAGAGAGGCCCGCAGAUACUUGGAGAGGUGGUGUCCCCCGAGGCUGGCCCGUUGCGCCUCGCUCUCACAGACGGUGCCUGGACCCCGUCAUCCUGGACUCGCCGCUGCCUCCUGAGGCCGAUGCCACAGGACACCCCAAGUGCAAGACGGGAGCCCGGCCUCCAGUCACAUGGCCAGGUUCCGGGCACACGUUCUCCUCCCUCCUCGCCCUCAGGCGGGGUCCUCGUCUCUGGCUAUCUGGCUAGUGCUUUUAUGGCCCAUCUCUGGUGCCCGGUGCCCUGUGGGCCAGAGCAGGUUUAAC